GUCAGAACCUAUGAUUAGGGUGAAAAUUAUACUUAUUCUGUUACUCUUCACAAACUGGGUGAAUUCUUCUGAGCGGCAGGAACAGCUAUCUCUCAUACUUUCCUUGCAUUUGUUAUGUUUGUGCCGUAAAACAUUGCCAGAUUAUGGAAAUUCAGCUCUGAAUAGAAGAUAGAGGACUUUGUUGAAGUACCAAAGUUAAUUUGAUAAACUGAGACCCUGCGUUGUAAAGAGACAUGGAGGCUGUUUUAGGACUGUUGGUGAUCUCAGCAGGAGUGUCUCAUGGCUUGGAAACUUCCUGUGAUGCUAGACAGAAUGGAUCUCAGUGUUAUGGAGCUCUGGGAGGAACUGUCUAUCUCCAGCUGGUGACUGAUGCCACGAGAUAUGAUGAACUCUCAUUUUGGAAAGGCUCAACCGGUGCUAAAACAGAGAUACUGAAAAUGAAGAAGGACAAAUGGGUAAUAAAAUACACCCCCAUUGAAGACAGAGUACACUUCUUUAUAAACAAUGGGACAUUUAGGUUAAAUAACACAAGAAGGAAUGAUUCUGGUGAAUACCUGCUACAAGAAUAUAAUUCAGCAGGGGUAGCACAAGGGAGCAGAGGACUACAACUGUUCAUCGAAGCUCCAGUGUCCAGUCCUCAGCUGUCCUCUGAGUGUCAGUCUCAUGGAGAGAUGAGGGUGUCCUGCUCCACUGAGGGGGAUGGUCCCCGGUACAGCUGGACUCUGGAUGGACAGACGCUGAACGACACUGAUGCCCCUCCUGAUAAUAAGACAAACACCAUCACUCUGACGAAAGGCCUGUCAGGAGAUCUCACCUGUACUGUCAGAAACAACAUCAAUAGUGAUACUGUCAGCAGGAGAAUCGUACACUGUCCAGGGCUGAUAUAUGUUAACUGCACCUUAUCCAACGGGACAAAGAUAUCAGAGUGGGUGAAUGCCACUGGUAAUACCCUGUGUGUUGAGCCUACAACGGUGAUGACUGAGUCUCCCACCAGUAAAACCUUCACUGGUAAGGGCCUGGGGCAUGACACCCUAAUGAUCUCCAGACCCAGCAAUCACACCCAGGGCUUGACUAACAGCACUUGUACUAACACCACUCAGACCCUUUGGAUUUUUAACACAAAGUACAUAGGGAUGGCAGCAGGGUCUCUUGCAGGAGUGGUCCUUGUCUUAUUGAUGGUGUUGGCAGUUUACUGUGUCCAGAAGAAAAAUAAACCUCCUUCAAAGGCUCAAGUUAUCUCUCUUUCCACAGUUAAGGGUGACAGCCAGGAUGUGGAAUACGCUGAUGUCAGGAUACUGAGGCAGGAAAUGAGACAGAAGGAGAGGGAGGCGCCGGUGGAGGUGGAAUAUGGGCAAGUGAACGAAGCGUGUGGUCCCCAGCAGCCGGUGGAGGUGGAGUAUGGACAGAUUACAAUAUUAGAGGGUCCCAGGAGGAAGGUAGACAUGCCUGAGGAGGAGUAUUGUAUGUACGCCAGUGUACGGAAAGGACAGUGAGCAAGGUACUGUCUAGAUAGAAUGUGGUAGAAUAGAAGGCGGCUGAGAGUUGAAUCACUGGGAGUCUGAGUUGAAUCACUGGUGCUUCGCUCAAAUCAUUCCGUUCUCUUGAAGUGUUCACUUGUAGUCAUGGAUUUGAAAAGGAUGCCGAAACCAAUCCUACACCAAUCCAAUGCUUUGACAUAUAUGUGGAGAGUAGUGAACAAGUGCACGCUUCAGGGGAAAGGAGAGAUUAUUGGGAAUCAACCUCUGAGAGGCCCAGAGUUGACACAGAUGACAGACAUGUUGAAUCAUGUUGUCUUACUUACAGUUACAGCUGUGUGUUGCAUGUUGAUGUGUGUCAGUACAUAGUGUCUGUUUCCAGGAAGUGGAGACAUUACUUCUGUUUUUCUUGCCCACAGUUCUUUCUUUCCAAACUGUUUUUACACUUGGUUGUGUUGCGAUCAUUUCUUGCUUUCAGAUGUGUGAUAUGUCACAAAAUACAGUGCCUUGCGAAAGUAUUCGGCCCCCUUGAACUUUGCGACCUUUUGACACAUUUCAGGCUUCAAACAUAAAGAU
Molecule: messenger RNA, 2051 nt
Organism: Oncorhynchus mykiss (rainbow trout)
Lineage: Eukaryota; Metazoa; Chordata; Actinopteri; Salmoniformes; Salmonidae
Cellular component (GO): membrane
Source: RefSeq, a predicted model, not a curated record